Molecule: messenger RNA, 3850 nt
Organism: Pungitius pungitius (ninespine stickleback)
Lineage: Eukaryota; Metazoa; Chordata; Actinopteri; Perciformes; Gasterosteidae
Gene: atf5a
Product: activating transcription factor 5a
Exons: 4
Coding region: 344-1861 (505 amino acids)
Biological process (GO): regulation of transcription by RNA polymerase II
Cellular component (GO): nucleus
Molecular function (GO): DNA-binding transcription activator activity, RNA polymerase II-specific; RNA polymerase II transcription regulatory region sequence-specific DNA binding
Source: RefSeq, a predicted model, not a curated record
UGGUUGCUAGGUGUGAAUGAACUGAUGCAUUCUCACAAUUAAGCAGCCCAUCAGUUUACAGGUCGACCACAACAAAGCAACAACUCGUCUUUUUUUGUUGUUGUUGCGCUUCCCCGGAUAUUCGGAGCAAAAUUAUGGCUCUUUAAACUCGCGAAGUCGUUGGACCCGAUAAGAAAUCGUGCUUUGCCUUAGCAACGCACCCUAAGUGCUCUACCUUUUUUCUCUGCAAGAAUGGAGUUUCAUUAUGCUCAGCCAGCCCUGCUCUCUGUGGCCCAUCUGUCAGACCCUGCCUGCUCUCAGCACAUGCUUGGACUUGGACUGAAUCAAAGUGCCAACAGACAAUAUGAUGGCAACAUCAGCUCCUGUUUGGAAGACUCUUCGUGUCUGCCCGGCAGACCCCCGCGCUCCCUCUCACCCACAGGCUAACCACAGCCAAUCACAGGGGUGCAGGGGGGAGGUGUCAGAGGAGAGUCAGCACUUAAUUGGUGAUGGUCUCACUGACUGGAUGACGGAAGAAGUAGAUUUUUCCUCGUACCUCCCAAACCCUCCUUCCCCUCCCUCCUCCACCAAUGCCUCCCUUCCCCCUUCGCCCCUUCAGAAUGAUAUCCAGGUGCCCUCUGACUUGGAGGUCAUGACCUCUCUGCUGCAAGAGGAACUUGCACAACUUGAGGACUACUUCCUGUCUGAGCCACUGCCAGAGAAAGGGCCACGGCUCGGAAAAUGCGACAGGGGUCCUCUGCCGCCGGGUCCUCAGCCGUUCAAUCAGCUGCCAUACGCAUCAUACUCUACAUCUAACCAAUCAGAAUCCAGCCCACUCCUUGUUACCCUGGCAACCGGAGAACUGGACCUGCUGAGUGUCUGUGGCGGGCCCAUCGGGCGAUCCAAAAUUCCAAGACACGCCCCGUACAGCUGCAGUCGCCCCAGUGGGUGUGUUAGGAAAAGAGUCCCUGAUGGGUUGAGGUUCAGUGAAGGCUAUGACAACAGUUUGUUGGGUUCCAAAGGAAGUAACUCAGGUAAUGCGGCGGUGACCCUCGCAGGUAGCUAUGACUAUGUAGAGGACGAGCAGCUGGUAGGGAAAAGCUACUGUCUGGGUAGUGCAGUCGAGGUCAGAAGAUGUGGCGUUCCACCAAGAGACGACAAAAAUUGCUGUUUCAGUCAAGAUGUCAUAGGUGGCGCGAAGGUCGUCGGUGGUGGAUUUGGCUUCGGUGGGUCAGUUAACGUCCCGCACAAGAAAGAGGAUCUGCUGAUGUACAGCAUGAGGGAGGUCAGCGGAGGCACUAGUAACAGCGAGGGGCUCAAUAGUAUCAAAACAAGUGUGGAGAUGACAAAAGCCACCGUUUCCUGGAAAACGGAGGGCAGCGAAGGUUGUUAUCUUCCAGCAACAUCGCAGUCUGAGGCCUAUCACAGCUUCUUAAGCAACAUCAACGAACAGGUGAAAGCAGAGAGUCUACAGAGAGGGCAACACGAUUUGCACUGUAGUUUCCUGGAUGAUCAGGGCCCAGAGUGUCUUUUAAUGUCCAGGGAGAGUUUGAGCUUGGAGUCACCAGGGCACAGACAGGCAUGCAGGCUGAAGGAAGACCACUGUGCUUUGACUUACGAAGACAACCUCAUUCCACCCGAAGGCGGGAAGCGCAAACAGAAGAAAAGAGAUCAGAACAAAACUGCAGCUCACAGGUACCGCCAGAGAAAAAGGGCAGAGUUAGACACUUUGGAGGAACAGUUGCAUGGCCUGGAAGGGAAGAACCGCGAGCUCCGGGAUAAGGCAGAGUCGGUAGAACGUGAAAUCCAGUACGUCAAAGACCUGCUGAUUGAAGUUUACAAGGCCCGCAGCCAAAGGCUCAAGCAGGACACAACAGCGUAGCUCCAAGAUCCUGCAAGUAGACUUAAAGCGGCCGCCCCCGGGAGAAUGUGGCGCUCUUUGUGUCUGUGAGAUUGUCCGGGAUUGAAUGUUUGAUUUUUUCUUUUAAUGCGGGUGGGGUAAUUGCAUGCUUUGCUAUGACGUGAGUUAUUUUUUACAUUUUAAAAUCAACACUAUCCAAUGCUUCCAUUGCUUUCGCACUCUAAUCACUUGAGCCUGCACUGUGGCAUUGCAAUGCUUUAAAUGACAAUCAUUUUUAACAGAUCUGCUUGGAUCUACCAAUUUAAAUAUGGUUGUUUCCAAGAAGUUAUGUUAUUCACGAUGCAGGUUUAAUAUGUUUAAAAGCCUUACAUUGGAAUUGAUGUCAGCAAUAGGUCUGAAUGUGUUUUUAUUUAUUUAUUUGAUUUAGAAUUAGUGUCACCCUUUACAACAGUUGAAGUAAUCAAACAUGUUGUUGUCCACAUAUGAAAGAUUGCUAUGAAUAUUUUAGAAUAUUUGGAUUGCGCUUGAAGAUGUGUUUGCUUUUAAAACUGCGGAAAUAACGGUCAAUGUACCGAAGAGCAAGAAACCUUUUGUCAACAACCGUAGCAAAUAUUUUAUCAGUUUAAUAUUGUUAUUCUUGGACAAAACCUUUGAUAGAUGCAACCCAAAAUAUUUUAUAUGAUUUGGAUGCUUUUUGUAUGUAGUUCCGUUUUACUUUUACUGAAGGUAAACAUUUAGAUUUUAACUAACCUGUUUAAAAAAUAAUUAUUAAAGUAAUUUUUAAAAACAUUUACAUUUACAAAUCUUCCAGCAGUGACAUAUUGUCCAAAUUAAUGAUUGUGACUAAACCAAAAUUUGCUAAUUUAAACAAGUAAGAAACGUAUAUUAUAUCGUCUUUUUUUGCAGGUUGCAAAAUAUUUGCAAGUUAUCCAAUCUAUUUUGCAGCUCAGGAUACACAAUUUGUUCUCCAGUCCUAUCCCAGUGGAUCAUGCAAUGCAGGAGACGGGUUGUCCUUAAUUUUACAAGAUGUAAUAACUUGGUUUUCCUUAUGUAAGAAAAGGUGCUCCAUAUGUUAGAAAGAUUGUAAGUAGUGGAGUUUUAGCAGCCUCCCUCUGCAUGUUUUUCCAUAAACGGAGUAGAAAAUGUAGAAUUUCAGAAAUAAGUUGGAUUUUUCUCUCUAAAGUGCUUGUUUAGGCAAUACGUUUUAUAGGCCUCUGGCUGAUCUGCACUAAUUUGUAACAACUUUGUAUGUUCAGGGAAUGAAGUGUGUUAGCCGUUUCUUUGUAGAAAAGAAAAUGUCAUGAAGAUUAUUUGUUAUUGCUUUGGCAGUGCUUAGUAGGAUACUGUCUGUAAUUUAUUGUCUAUUCUGAUUUAUUGAUUAGGAAAUAAUCUACUGCUACUGUUAUACAUAUGCCUAUACCGGGGAUAGAUUUUUUUUCUAUGCAUAUUUAUUUUAAGACAAUCUUCAUUAUGAACGUGGACUUUUUUUCAAUUCAAUCAUCUUUUGGCAAUAAAUGUCACAUGUUCGACCCUCCUGCGGUGCACUAUCAACUGCGACUUAAGAAACCAAAACUAUGUGACAGCACUUAUUAACGCAUUGUAAUUUAAUGUUUAUUUAACCAUGUUGCAUAUGUCAUGUGUGUGGCGUCAGGUUAUUUUUUAUUAAAACAUCAAAUAAAAGGAGUCUUUAAUUCGGUUCCUUUCGUUAUUUCAGAGCUUUUCCCUCCGAGCUGUUGCAUCGAUUGCAGCUGCACCUGUGGCCGCAGCAGUGAAUAAUCGGAAAUAACGACCUGAUGUCUAAUGUGUCCCGAAAGUUGGUCCAUCUUUAAUGACAAGAAAGAAAAAAAUCGCUACUUUCUGAUCCGACAACGCGGCCCAUUCGCGCUUACAUCCGACACAGAACUACUUUUUUGGUAAAUUUCAUUAUUGCGUGAUUUAUUCUUAGUCGAUGUUACCCUAAUUUUUUUUUAAAGGAGAGAACAAUUCAAAAUUCCAGUUCGCGGUUGCAGA